Orycteropus afer afer is the source of this 1473-nucleotide messenger RNA. RefSeq names its product neurexophilin and PC-esterase domain family member 3 (gene NXPE3). The record is from RefSeq and is a predicted model, not a curated record. Bases 1 to 1473 code for a protein of 490 amino acids. Lineage: Eukaryota; Metazoa; Chordata; Mammalia; Tubulidentata; Orycteropodidae. The transcript has 4 exons.
AUGUGGACCAGUUUCUUCAAACUCCGGCUUUUCUGCUGUCUGCUUGCGGUGUUGAUGGUGGUGGUGCUGGUCAUCAAUGUCACUCAGGUAGAGUACUUGGACCAUGAGACGGUUUCAGCCACAUUCAUCGACAGCAGUGGACAGUUUCUUUCCCCCCAGGUGACAGGAAUUAGCCGAAAUCCCUACUGUGGCUAUGAGCAUCAGAUCCUCUCUGCCCGGGAGCGCAUGGAGGAGGACUCCUUGCUGGCGGCCUUGCAGUGGCAGGUGCCUGACAUGGGCCCAGUCCCCUUUGUUAAGAGCACUGACCCUUCUUCCAGCUACUUUGUCAUCUUGAACUCUGCAGCCUUCUUCAAGGUGGGAAGUCAACUGGAGGUGAUGGUUCAUGUACAGGAUUUUCAAAGACAGCCCAAGAAGUACGGUGGUGACUACCUGCAGGCCAGAAUCCACUCUCCUAAGCUUCAGGCAGGGGCUGUGGGCAGAGUGGUGGACUACCAGAAUGGGUUUUACAAGGUCUUUUUUACUUUGCUUUGGCCAGGCAAAGUUAAAGUAUCCAUAUCUCUGGUUCACCCCAGUGAAGGGAUCAGAGUUCUUCAGCAACUACAGGAGGAGAAACCAGACAGGGUUUAUUUCAAGAGUCUCUUCCGUUCAGGAAGAAUUUCUGAAACUACGGAGUGCAACGUGUGCCUUCCUGGGGGUCUGCCGCUGUGUAACUUUACAGAUCUCUACACUGGAGAGCCCUGGUUCUGCUUCAAACCAAAGAAGCUCCCUUGCAGCAGCAGAAUUAACCAUUACAAAGGUGGAUACCUGAAGGGCCUCAUAACUGCUGCAGAGAGUGCUUUCUUCCAGAGUGGUGUCAAUAUCAAAGUGCCAAUCAACUCCAGUGGACCUGAUUGGGUGACUGUGGUUCCCAGGAGAAUAACAGAUUUAGUGGAGUUUAACUUGGGUAGUCCCAAGAAUGUUGGUCCUUUUCUUGCGGUGGACCAGAAGCACAACAUCCUUCUCAAAUACCGCUGCCAUGGUCCACCCAUUCGCUUUACGACUGUCUUCAGCAGUGAGCUCCACUAUGUGGCAAAUGAGCUGAAUGGCAUUGUGGGAGGUAAGAACACAGUGGUUGCUAUAGCCAUAUGGUCUCACUUCAGCACCUUCCCCUUGGAAGUGUACAUCCGGCGGCUCAGGAACAUUCGUCGAGCAGUCGUCCAGCUCCUGGAUCGAAGCCCUAAGACUGUGGUGGUCAUCCGGGCAGCCAACCCCCAAAAGCUGGGGCCUGAGGUGAGCCUUUUCAACAGUGACUGGUACAACUUUCAGCUGGACACCAUCCUUCGGAGAAUGUUCUCAGGAGUUGGAGUAUAUCUUGUUGAUGCCUGGGAGAUGACCCUGGCCCACUAUCUACCCCACAAACUGCAUCCAGAUGAGCUUAUUGUGAAGAACCAGUUGGACGUGUUUUUGUCCUUUGUGUGCCCUGUGGAGACCUAG